UUGCAGCGUCUCCAGUCAGACUUCACCAUUGGAAGGAGGCGGCUGUGUGAACAGUGGUCUCCGAUCAGGGCCCCAGAUUGCCUUACCGUCUGGGAGCGUAGAAACAUCAGUUCCUGGAACUUGCCAGAAGAUGGAUUGCCGUCCAGUCAGGGUCGUUCUCUUCCUCCCUUUGUGACGGGGGUGGCUACAGAAUCGAUCAGUGCAGACGUAAGCGAGGGAAGAUCCUAUAAUGGGCUGCAGCUCUUGAGGUAAAACCCAUUCUCAGUCUUUAUUACAGUUUAGCCAGCCGUAAGAGGCAGGGGUAGGGUUGGAGCGAGCAGAACAGUGACGAUAUUCGGACCACUCUCUCGCCGUUAAACAUGGACGCCUUUCAGAACGGGAGCAUGUUCGAUCAGGACUUUUACAACAGCACGAACUUUAGCACCAUGGACCCCGCAGUGGUGGCGGCGGCGGCGACAGUCCCGCUGGAUGUGGGCCCGCAGAUUUCACGGAUCACGACGGGGCUGCAUGCUGCCUCCCUCGGACUGGUGCUAGCUUGUGCUCCCAUCGCCAGUGCCAUCGUCCUCGUCAUCCUCUUCCGCAAGCCUCAGCUUCUCACCAUCAGUAACAGGUUUGUGUGCAACCUCCUAGUCGUGGACUUGUUCCAGUCGCUUCUAGUGGUCCCGUUCGCCCUGGUCAGUACCAUAGCUCAGGACUGGGUCUUUGCCGACGCCUUCUGCAAAGUCACGGCCAUCCUGUUGCACCUGUUCCUGCACGUCGCCGUCAUCACCGUGGUGAUCAUCUCGGUGGACCGGUACCUGGCCAUUCUGCACCCGCUGUCGUACAACGACCGCAUGACCCCGAACACGUCCAUGUACCUGAUCGGGUUCGCCUGGGUGCUGGGAGCCGUGCAGAGCACACCGCCGCUGUACAAGGUGGGCAGCUUCGGCUUCGACCCGGACCAGCUGACCUGCACCGUCCUGUGGACCAACACGUACAGCUUCCCUUACGCCAUCUACAAUUCACUAGCUGCCUUCUGGUGCCCGCUGGUCAUCAUGGGCCUGGGGUACUGGCAGGUGUUCCUGGCCGCCAGGAAGCAGCACAAGCUCAUCUACCCCUCCGUGAAGAGACGGACUCUGCACAAGGGGAUUGUGGAGGCCGCGGUGUCGUGUGCCGUGCUCCCCGGGCCCGCUCACAACCCGUCCCUGGCGGCGGCUCGAUCGCGGUCCCUGGACGACCUGCGCCGCCCCCGCAGAACCUUCCGCAUGGCGUCCCGGCGCAUCAAGAGGAUGCAGAAAGACUGUAAGGCGGCAAAGAUCGUCUUCAUCGUCAUGGCCACGCAUCUGCUGAGCAUAGGGCCGCACACGGCCCUGGUGCUGGUCAAGGCCAGCAUUCCGGAGACACCCGUCCCGGCCUACGCUGGGGCGCUGGUCAUCUGCCUGUACUUCCUACAGACCUGCCUGCACCCCUGUGUGUACGCCUACGUGCACCGCUCCAUCAGGAGGGAGGUGGCCCUGCUGCUGUGCCGCACCCACUCCGCACAGGUGGUGCCGUGGGACGAUCAGAUGAACGUCAACGGCCAGACGUCCAACAACGCCGGCGGACACGUGCGGCGCUGCCUGAGCCUGACGGAGAACAUGACCUACACGGCCCCGGCCACCCUGCCGGGGGACACGUUCGUCAGGCACUCGGGACCGCUGCCCACCCUCACCGAGACAACCACGGACGUGGACCUGGGACACGCCGUCAGGAAGGUGAUCGUGGUGUCUUCAACCGCGUCCCUGUGAAUAGAGAACUUAAAAGGCAGACUUGAUGUCCUUUCGUAGCCUCUUACUGAGGGUGUGGUACUACCAGAAGGGCGAUGGACACCCAGACAAAACUCUGUUAGGGCACAUUGCAGACUGAACCAAGAAAUAGGAGAUUUUGUAUCUCCAUGAAAUAUGUAGAGUUUUGGUGGAUUUUGUUAAUGCUGAACACACGUACACAACCAAAAACAGUAUUUCAGGGGUGAAACUCCUUCCCGGUAGUAAUUAUAUAAGAAAGAGAGGACUCUGUCCGAGAAAGAGCUCAGAGAAAUGUUUGCUCAGUAAAGAAUGAUAACUUAUUUUCUGUCCGAAAUGUAACAUAAGAGAUGAUAGUUGAUCCAGAUCGCUUAAGGAUCGAGAAAGUGUCUUCAUGAGGGUUCAUAUCUUAACAUUUUGCCCUCAAUGUUUCACUUCUUGAUUUCAAAAAGUUGCAAUGUACAUUUGAUAUCUAAAUUCAGUACGUGCCAAAUGACGUUGUUGUAGGUGGCCUUAAUGUAUAUGAAUCAGGAACUAUAUCGGUACAGCACUAGACAGAUGGUGAAGGUUUUUUUGCCGUCUACACAACACAGACGCAGAUACUCCUGCAUCGUAAUUGCAGGGCCAUGGAAAAUGUUCUGUUUCCGGUUUGUUGACCAACACUGAAAAGCGACAUACAGGCUUUGGUCCAUCACCUGAGCAAUGGAAUAGUUUCGAAACAGAGUAGUUUUGCAAUUUCUCCUACAGAUUUCCUGUAUUCCACCGUCUGAAAACUGAACAAACAGUUGAUGUAAGAAUGUGUAUUACAUACAUUGUAUCUUUUGUUCAGUUUGGUAACAUACUUGCGUAACAACAAUGUUUAUCUGUAACAUAACAAUAUGACGUUUAAAAUACUAUUGGAAUCAAAAUGUACCGUACGUAAUCGGAAACACUGCAUUGAUUUCCUAGGCCUGUUUUAAAUGAACGUGAACCCUACUCGGAUCGUUGACGGCAGUCUAUCGAUUCAUACACUACAAGUGGGCUGUGAAUACACAGGGAAUAUCCAACUGCCCCACUGAGGAUUUCACCCGGAGUAAUAGAGCUUGCUGUCACGGUUGACGGUGUUUUUACUUCCAAAGGCGCGGUGGUUUAAGAGCACUGCGUCUAUAGCGGUAACAUAAGGGCCACACACCGGAAUGUAAAAUAUGAAAACAAUCUUACAAUGUCAAUGUGAGCUAUUUUCACCUUUUGUACAUGCAGUUUGUAUUGCCUUUUGUACAAACGAUUUGUUGCUGUAUCCAUAACACUCUAAAGUGUUGUACAUACAUUGAAUAUGUACCCAGACUUGACCUGUACAUAAUGUGCACACAGACAAGUACUCGUGACUUGACUAUUUCUAACUAACCGGAAGAAACCCCAUUUAUGGUAUACUUAAACACACAGGAUAUAGCUAUAAUCUGCUCCCUGCUGCAAUGUUUAUUUGAUUAGAAAAAAUACACAUUUAUUGAUCGAUUGAUUGAUUGAUCUCGAGACAAGUGGGUCGCCCCUUCAAACGAAUUCAACACGUAAAAGUAUUAAUUCAAAUUAUAUCUAUUGUUUCUUAUUUGAACACAAUGCUUCUAAAAUGAUUCUCUCUGGUUGAAAAUAUUAUCCAGAAAUGCAACAUUGCUGCUUGACAACUUCCAACACUGUGCCAUUUCGUCAUGAUGACGUCAUGAUGACGUUUGUUCUUAUAAGCCAUUGCGAAUCUUUAAAAUCUAAACCGAACAAUUUGUGAAAGUGGAAAUGAAUUAUAUACAAGAUUACUAAACAGGAAACAGGGUUUUGUAUUUACAGAGGAUUUGAGAUUUUGUACCGGACCGUUUGUAGAUAACUAGGAGCUGUUGAUGUUUCCAGAAACUGCAGUUUUUCUGUUCCUUAACGCGUCGUAUACGUAACAGCAUUCUUUACUGCUAUCUAACGGUUAUGAGUUCAUACUGUAGCUGCAUGGUGUUGUAUUGAUUUUAUAUUGAACUGUAUUGUUUUAGGAGCCUCCAGGGAAGUAUUGUAAAUUUUGCACCUUGUGAUCUUCUUUAUGACAUAUUUAUCACUACUUUGAAUAUUGUAAUCGCUUUCAUGAUAAUAUGAAAUGAGAGUAUAGCUGUAUCGUCAGUUUAUGUCUCGAGAUAUUGUUAUAUCAUAUAUUCUGUGAUGCAUCAUUUAUGAGUAAUAUAGAUAAUUUUGCUUGCUUGGAGACACU
Messenger RNA from Branchiostoma floridae (Florida lancelet), 3978 nucleotides. RefSeq names its product probable G-protein coupled receptor 101. Gene Ontology annotation, cellular component: membrane. Bases 360 to 1766 code for a protein of 468 amino acids. The transcript is spliced from 2 exons. Lineage: Eukaryota; Metazoa; Chordata; Leptocardii; Amphioxiformes; Branchiostomatidae. Gene Ontology annotation, biological process: G protein-coupled receptor signaling pathway. The record is from RefSeq and is a predicted model, not a curated record. Gene Ontology annotation, molecular function: G protein-coupled receptor activity.